Molecule: messenger RNA, 969 nt
Organism: Verticillium dahliae VdLs.17
Lineage: Eukaryota; Fungi; Ascomycota; Sordariomycetes; Glomerellales; Plectosphaerellaceae
Exons: 2
Coding region: 1-969 (322 amino acids)
Source: RefSeq, a predicted model, not a curated record
AUGCCCCCCUUCUGUCCCCGUCUCGGAGAUACGGAGGAUUUGAGGGAUUACAAAGCCACGGACGCUGAGCACAAGGAGCUCCGCAGAAAAAUUCGAAAUCGGAACAAGCAACGGGCUUACAGGAAGCGACUCGAAAACAAGGGGACGACGGGCCAGGAAGCUCGCCCGUAUCACGUCGAGCGCUGGCGUCUCGACGAGGUGGGACAUAACUCGUCGGCCAAAACAACCUCAUCAUCACAGCCUGAGAGUGAUGAGAAUUCAGCCCUGCGGCUCCCAGCAUAUACCAUUCCAGGUGAGGACGGCCGGACGCCAGCUGCCCCAACCUCUACUGUCGGCCGGCUACGGUCAACGAGUAACGGGGCCAUGUCGCGGUGGAGCACAACUGCCGCGCCAAUGGUGCCAUUCCCUCUCUCUGCCGACCACCUGAUGCACAUCAUGCAGUUCAAUGUACUUCUAGGACUCAAGGCCAACAAAACUGCCGUCGGCCAUUGGGGUCGAUGUUGCGACGGUCCUACCCCUCUUCCAUCCAAGCGGGGGGUGCCGGACGCCCUCAUGCCUACGCCGCUACAGCUGGGGCGCGGCCACUCGAGCUGGAUCGACAUGGUCCCAUUUCGACAGCUGCGAGACAACCUGAUACACUGGGAGGCCUACUUCGACCACGGGGAGUUCCUCAGAGACUUGGUGGGAGAAAUUGGAGAAGUCGUUCCAUCCGAGGAUGCCCAGCACUGGAGCAAAAUUCCCAAGCCAAAAACGGUGUCGAGAUUCCAACACCAGAUCCCUGAUGGACAUCAGGGCUUGGUCUUAUGGGGCGAGCCUCAUGAUAUCAAUAAUUGGGAGCUCACCCCGGAAUUCCUGGCCAAGUGGAUGUGGGCAGCCAAAGGCUGCGAGGCCCAGCUGAUAGAGAUCAGUAACCGAUGGAGACUGUUCAGGGGCAAUGGCGCAAUGCGGUUCUCUGUGGUGACGGAAUGA